AUGUAUCGAUAUGUUGCUCUCUCACUUGCAAUGGCAGCUACUAGCAUGGCGCAGAUACCGACGAAUCUCACGUUUCACGAGUUGACCACGCAAUAUUUACCAUUCAUCUCCCUCAACACCGCCUACAUCUUCAAUGAUACAAGAGCCUCCCAGCAACUGGCUAACGCAGUAGACAAUCCUGUGACUAUUUUCUUGUCUCUCAAUACUCCCUUUCAACAAUUUGAAGCUACACCACCGCCAAGCGGUGCAGCCGGACAGAUCGAAGCCGCCAGCGUAACAAGCGCAGCAUUGAACAGCGAUCUAUUUCAGUAUCUCCAACUGGAUGGCCUCCAUCGUUCUACGUCCUUUAACGGGACAUCCUUCAUGAGGACUCGCUUCAACGACACGCAGUAUGAGCACGUCACUGGAGGACAGAAUAUCGAGGUGUUUCGCAACGAGACCGCGUUCUACGUUGGAACGGGCAUUGGAUUCAAGUCCAAUGUCCUCAUACCCGAUCUCGAUUUUGCUGGUGGUAUCAUUCAUAUCGUAGAUCACCCAAUGGCGCCGCCAUACUCCCUUGGAAACACUGGCACUGUCCUGAGCAUCGAUGCUAUCGCAGGUAUCAUUCAAGCGAGCGAGAAAGGUCCUAGUCCUAGCUUCCUCCCCAAUAUUCAGAACUCCGGCGAUGUCACAGUCUUUGCGCCCCAGAACUCAGCUCUUAAUAAUAUGUCGAUUGCCUCGCCUCAAAUCGCCGGAAACUUCGUUGUUUCUGGACCGGUACUAUACUCUACUGCCUUGACUGCUGGGACAAACUUUCUCACAACUGGAAAGACGAAGCUUUUCGUCACCACCAACGCAAGUGGGGCAAUCUUUGUCAAUGGAUCACGUAUCAUCGAAUCUGACAUACUCACUGCGAACGGUGUUGUGCACGUUAUUGAGAGUCCUUUUUAG
Letharia columbiana is the source of this 930-nucleotide messenger RNA. RefSeq lists its product as uncharacterized. The transcript has 3 exons. The record is from RefSeq and is a predicted model, not a curated record. Lineage: Eukaryota; Fungi; Ascomycota; Lecanoromycetes; Lecanorales; Parmeliaceae. Bases 1 to 930 code for a protein of 309 amino acids.